UAUCAAGUAAAGUUUGUUAUAACCAUACAAAUGUCUGAUAAACUAUUAAUUAAGGAAAAGGAAUUAUAUCAAUUAAAUAAAGCAUUAGAAAUAAAAACGCGUCAUGUUCUGGAGGAAAUCAAAUCUAUUGCAGACCGACGGUUUCAUAAUAACUCGUCUAGACAGAAUAAUGAUCCGCCUAAUACUAUAGAUAGGGAUAAAAAAAAUUCAGAACAUUCACUGAAUACAAAUAAGGUACUACAAAAUAUUACGAUCGAACAAAGUACUGUUCCGUUACAUAAUAUAAUAGAAAGUACAUCAAAUUUAUCCAAACAAAAUUUUGAAAAUCUGCAAAAUCAAAAUGGAGUCAAUAAAAAUAAUGAGACUGUUUUAUAUGAAAGAAAUAAUUCAGAGAGUAAAACUCUCAUUAAUUUUCUCAAAUCUAAAAUAGAUAUGCUACAUAAUGAAUUAAAAGUAAUUCAAGUUGAAUAUAAAAAUAAGGUUAAUGAUUAUGAUAGAUUGGAAAGUGAAAAUAAAAAGCUUGAUUGUUGCAAGUUAAAAUUGCAUAAUCAAGUAACAUCAUUAAAAGAAACAGUUACGAAACUUGAAAAUAAUAAUUCUCUUUUACAUGAACAAAAUUUAGCUUCAAAUACUGAAAAUUUAAAUCUAAGAAAGGAUGUAGAAGGACUAAAAAAAGAAAUCAAAAGUUUAAAUCAUCAAUUAAAUAAUUUUGACUUACGAUUAAACAGAUCUUUAGAAGAGAAUGAAAAAUUAAAAAAUACUAUUAAGUUUAAUCAUCUUGAAGAAAAAGAAUUACGAGAUCAAAUCAGAAAACUUCAAGAAGAUAAAAGACAAGGAAUAAAACAUUUAGAAAAACAACGAUUAGAAUUACUUCAAGCAUUCAAAAAGCAAUCAUUGCUUAUAGAUAAUCUGAAGAAACAAAAUGCAUUUAUGACAGCAGUUGAGCAUAUGCAACUUGUGGAAGAAGAUUUUUCUAAACUUCUAUUGUGGAAACCAAAUAACUUGUAAAACUAUUAAAGUACAAAAUUAGAUUAUUUAAUUUACAUGAAUGAUGUUACUUUGAAGAUUUGUAUCAAAUACUUAAAAGUUGUAACAUUCUCAUUCUAUAUUUUUAAUAAUAUUUAUACAGUACAAUGAAGCCAUAUUAUUAUUGUAAGUAAUUUAUACUUUUUGUAAUCAAAAGACAAAAUAAAAUAUUAUAAUUCCUAUACCAGUUUUAAUUA
This is a messenger RNA of Vespula vulgaris, 1223 nucleotides long. RefSeq names its product cilia- and flagella-associated protein 57-like. The record is from RefSeq and is a predicted model, not a curated record. The transcript is spliced from 6 exons. Bases 31 to 1008 code for a protein of 325 amino acids. Lineage: Eukaryota; Metazoa; Arthropoda; Insecta; Hymenoptera; Vespidae.